Messenger RNA from Drosophila takahashii, 14591 nucleotides. RefSeq names its product Chitinase 6 (gene Cht6). Gene Ontology annotation, biological process: carbohydrate metabolic process; chitin catabolic process. The record is from RefSeq and is a predicted model, not a curated record. NCBI's taxonomy places the organism in Eukaryota, Metazoa, Arthropoda, Insecta, Diptera, Drosophilidae. Gene Ontology annotation, molecular function: chitinase activity; chitin binding. Gene Ontology annotation, cellular component: extracellular region.
GCUGCUUUCUGGUUGCUGUUGGCCACGCUUUUUGGCCACCAAACGGAUUCAGUGCAGCGGCGACUCUCGAACGCAUUAUUUUUUCCUCCUCGUCGUUGUCGUCGCGUUUAACUGAAAUAAUAACAACAACAACAACGAGAGCAGCAGCAACAUCAGCAGCAGCAACAGCAACAGCAACAGCGACAGCAGCAACACCAUUGCCAGCAGCAACAUCUAGCCCAAAGGAGCCUUGUAUUGCCACCUCGACCAGCAAAAAGCCGCCAAAAUGCUUCCGUUCCGGCGUGGAGCGGCCUGGCAAACGCUCUUCCUGCUCUGCGCUCUCGCCUAUUGCAUAAAUGAAGCCAGCAGCGAGGGUCGCGUGGUCUGCUACUACACAAACUGGAGUGUCUAUCGGCCGGGCACCGCCAAGUUCAAUCCGCAGAACAUCAAUCCAUACCUGUGUACACAUUUGGUGUACGCAUUCGGUGGAUUCACGAAGGACAACCAGAUGAAGCCCUUUGACAAGUACCAGGACAUCGAGCAGGGUGGCUAUGCCAAGUUCACUGGACUCAAAACGUACAACAAACAGCUGAAGACCAUGAUUGCCAUCGGCGGUUGGAACGAGGCGAGUUCCAGAUUUUCGCCCCUGGUGGCGAGCAACGAGCGCCGCCAGCAGUUCAUCAAGAACAUCCUGAAGUUCCUGCGCCAGAACCACUUCGAUGGCAUCGAUCUCGACUGGGAGUAUCCGGCUCAUCGCGAGGGCGGCAAGUCCCGCGAUCGCGACAACUAUGCCCAGUUUGUCCAGGAGCUGCGGGCCGAGUUCGAAAGGGAGGCGGAGAAAACGGGACGCACCCGACUCCUGCUCACCAUGGCCGUGCCCGCCGGCAUCGAGUACAUCGACAAGGGCUACGAUGUGCCCAAGCUGAACAAGUAUCUGGAUUGGUUCAAUGUGCUCACCUACGACUUCCACUCCUCCCACGAGCCGUCGGUCAACCACCACGCUCCGCUCUAUUCGCUGGAGGAGGAUUCCGAGUACAACUACGAUGCCGAGCUGAAUAUUGACUACUCCAUUAAAUACUACCUGAAAGCGGGUGCCGAUCGGGACAAGCUGGUCCUGGGCAUUCCCACCUAUGGACGAUCCUACACUUUGAUCAACGAGGAGAGCACCGAACUGGGGGCACCUUCCGAGGGUCCGGGAGAGCAGGGUGAUGCCACGCGCGAAAAGGGAUACCUGGCCUACUAUGAAAUCUGUCAGACCCUCAAGGACGAUCCCGAGUGGACGGUGGUGCAGCCGAAUGCCAAUGUGAUGGGUCCCUACGCCUACAGGCGCAACCAGUGGGUGGGCUACGAUGACGAGGCCAUUGUGCGCAAGAAGGCCGAGUAUGUGGUGGCCCAGGGACUGGGCGGCAUUAUGUUCUGGGCCAUCGACAACGACGAUUUCCGCGGCACCUGCAACGGCAAGCCCUAUCCGCUCAUCGAGGCGGCCAAGGAGGCCAUGGUGGAGGCACUGGGACUGGGCAUCAACGAGGUGGCCAAGCCAAGUGGUCCCCAGAAACCGUCGCGAUCUCGCAGUCGCGACAAUGCCAGCACCAGGAAUCGUCUGAAUGGCAAGACCGAAGCCACGCCCAGUUCAAGGAGGCCCAGUGCCACCAGAAGGCCAGCCAUAAGCUCCACCAGCACCACCCACGCACCGCCACCGAGCACCACCUUCAAGCUAACGGAGGCCGAGGGCUCUUCGCUGUAUAUUGGAGGCAGGGCCUCCACCACACCGCCACCGCCCACGACUCCCGAUCCGGGCUCGGACUUCAAGUGCGAGGAGGAGGGCUUCUUCCAGCAUCCCAGGGACUGCAAGAAAUACUACUGGUGCCUGGACAGUGGACCCUCUGGCCUGGGCAUUGUGGCUCACAUGUUCACCUGUCCGUCGGGACUCUACUUCAAUCCGGCCGCCGAUUCCUGCGACUUUGCACGCAAUGUGCCCUGCAAGACCAAAAAAUCCACCACAGCGGCACCGGCAGUGAGCUCCACCACACCGCUGACCACCACAGUGCGUUCGAAUCGGGUGACUGCGGCGCCCACAGCUCGUCCCGUUUAUCCACGAACCACCAGCAGCACUAGCACCACCAGCACUACAACCACCACCACAACAACCACCCCGUCGUCUGUUGAUGAAGAUUUGGAGUACGAGGAGGACACCGAUGAGCUGUCGCCCAGCAAGUCGAGCGAUGCCGAGGAGGAUCCGCAGGUGAUCAAGGAGCUGAUCGAUCUGAUUCGCAAGGUGGGCGGUGUGGAGCAGCUGGAGAAGCAUCUGCUGCGCAACAAGGAUGGCUCCAUUACGUUGAAGGAGAAUUCCGCGAGUGGUGCGGCCACCACACCUUCUACUAUUAGUAAAUCUCUGUACGAUCGUGUGUUGAGUCGACCUGGCACUUUGAGUUCCUUCACCCGCAAUCGCUUCAAGAUCAGCGAAGCCACCGAGACGAGCACGGAGGCCAGCUCUUCUUUGAGUAGCUCUUCGAGUGGCUCAUCGAGUGGCUCAUCGAGUGGCCAAUACUCCAAAUACUCCUCCGUCCUGAGGGGCAACAGCCGCCAGGGUCCACAGAACGAGGGCAUUGAAAAGUUGGCCGAGUUCGAUGGCUUCCUGAAGGAGCGCAAGCAAUAUGUGACCAUCAAUCGCCAUCGAUCGGCGAGUCAGGGCGAUGAGGAGCAGGAGGAGGAUCAGCAGGAGGAGGAGGAGAACCUGGCCGAGGUUCAAACAACAACCACCCGUCGUCCGCUGAGCUCAGUCACCCCCUCUUACACGAGUCUCAGACGCACCAGGCCCACCACAGUGGCACCGCCGGCAGAACAACAACCACAGCAGCAGGAGGAGAAGGAGGCGGUGGAGCAACAGACCCAGACUCAGGUCAAAUCCUAUGCCACCUUGAGUCGCACGCGUGGACGCACCACUGCACCACCAGAGGUCACGGAAGCGGCGCCCAGUUCGACAACCAAUCGUUACAAAUACUUUGAGCGUACGCGACCCACCAAGAGUGCCAGUGCCACUGAGGAUGCCAACGAUGAGCCGACGGAGGACCAGGAAGAGGAGGAGUACGAGGACGAGCAAAAGGACAUUGUUACGGUACAGAGCAAACAAAGCACAAACACACGUAAAUAUGCGAGCAUCGGCCGCAGAACAACAACCACCACAACAGCAACACCAGAAACUACAACAACAACAACCGCCGGCACUGAGACUGCCAAGGCCAGCACCACCACCACCACCAACAAGAACAACAACCACUACAACAGCAGCAAUAACAACUACAACAAUGUGAAACUGAAUAACCUAAUACCAACAGAAGAGAACAACACAGCAACACCCAGCACCACCGCCCAAUCCGAAACCACCACCACCACUACAACUAACGAAACCACUGAACCAAAUGAAAGCACCUCAACCACAACCAUAACUAAUAACCUGCAUACCAUCACCACCACCACCACCACACCCACACCCACACCAAUUGUAGCCUCCACUGUCCCAACAACAACAACAACCACCUCCAAUGGCAUUAGCUCAGACUCUCUGCUAGCCACCGAGCUGAGCGAAGCCUCGCCCACCCUCCCUCCUUCCAAUCCCGACAUAGAAACAACCACACCGACAACAACCACCUCAACCACAACAACGGAAUCCGAACUGGCCACUACAACCACACCGAGAACAACAACCACAACAGGCAACAUCGAACUGAAUGACGUGAACAACAACGACGUGGACGAGGACAGCGAGGUAACGAAAACCAAGACCCAAUACAAGUAUGCGACCACCAACCGUCGACGUAUAACCACAACAACAACAACCACCACCAACAACAAUGCAGAAGCAGCGAACGAUGCUAGUCCAACAAACGGUUUGAGUAGUUUAAAUAGCAUUAGAACCAACCCGGGCAGAAGGAAACCCCAAUCAGAACAACAGACCACCCAAACAACAACCACCGAACCAACCAUUUCUAGUCCCCGACCCUUUGGUUAUCCCCGACGUCGCACACGACCCACCAGCACAGUCAGCACUAGCACAACCACAAUUCCCCAAACCGAUAAUACCGAUAAUAAUAACAAUACCGAUAAUAACGAUAACGAAACCGGAGCAGUUGCGCAAGUAGUGAAGAAGACACGACUAUCUCCAGGGGAUAGGCCCAAGGUGAGUGCCAGUCUUCCAACAGCAACAGCAAUCUCCAACUCACGUACCAAAAGCAAAACAACAACCUCCUCACUGCACCACCAAGAGUCCCAAGUAGAAGUAGCUAAUGGUAACGGUGGCAAUGAUAGCUUAAGGCAUGAAGUAGUUAGCUCUAGUUUAAGUCAAUCCCAAAACCACAUCGAUACCGAAAGCGAUAGCGAUGCUGCCCCCCAAUCCCCAACAGAACCACCCACCCAGCAGCAUCUGAAGUACACUUGGCGAGCGGUGCGACGCCCAGUUGCCAAUUCUUUAGCGGGCGACGACAAGGACUCCCGACGCUUCGCCGGCAAGCAGUUGAACACCGAAGAAUCCGAUGGCGAAGAGGAUCUCCAGCAGACCACGAAAUUCCGCAGUCGUCGCCUCAAUUCCGCCGAGGAUGAGUCCGAGGUGGCCCUCGAGGUGGCAACUCGUGGCUCAUCCCGCAGCUACCAAAGCAUCCAGCGGUCGACUGCUAGCAAAACCACCGAAGACGAGUCUCAGAUCCGCUACAAAGCCAUCACUCGCGAUUCCGAAGGUGGAGCUCAUCUCACCGCCGGACGGAGUUCCAGUUUUGUGAGGAAUCUCGGUGAGGCAGCGAAAACCACGCGACCACAGCAACCAAUAAGCCGAGGAGGCCAAAUCUUGGAGAGCACCACUGAAGAUGAAAAUGUGGCUGCCGAGAUAAUCGAUGACGAGAAGAGGGGCGAGACCAAGGCGCCAGCUGGAAGUGUAAAUACUGAUGAUAGUAACACGGCCACCGAACAGGAAUCUCCUGAAAUUGUUACUGAAGCUGCACCACCACAGCUGGAGGUCUCUUCUUCAGAAGCACCUGUCAGCAGCACCACUGAACAAGCGGAAGAAAGUCUAGGAAGCACCACAGAAUUGAAAUCCGUCGAUGCAGAGCCCAAGGAAGCUAAAGACACCAUUGUAGAGAGCAACAACGAAGAAUCGUCGACUGAAAUCAGCUCUUCCGAAGCCCCAAUUAGCAGCACAACUGCACAAUCUGAAGACUUUAGCAGCAGCACCACUGAAUUAAUUUCGGAAGCCUCCAGUGAAGCCUCUGCAAGCAGUUCAGAAGAACCAGAAAGCAGUAGCACCACAGUGGCUAGUGAACAAGAAACCACGACAACUACAGAGAAACCAACUCGACGUACAUUCAACCGCUUUAGCUCAACCACAACUGAAGCUGUGCCAGAAGAAGAAACCACUUCCACGGCAAACCCAAGACGUCGUGUAAUCGUGCGCACCAGAACUAGCACCACUGAAGCAGAAAGCGAAGUCCAGUCAACCACAGAAGGACCAAGAAGACGCGGCUUUUACAGAACCAGCACCACUGAGGCGCCUAGCAGCCAGUCUGAAGUGGAAAGCGAAGUCCAGUCAACCACUGAGGGUCCAACGCAUCGUUCUUUCCCUAGAAGUAGAACCACUGAGGCAACUAGCAGCACAACAGAAGCUCCCAGCAGCCCCACUGAACCAGAAAGCGAGGUCGAGACAACCACCGAGAGUCCGACGCGUCGUUCAUUCUUCAGAAGCAGCACCACAGAGGCUCCCAGCAGCACCACUGAAACUUCUAGCUCCACUUCAACUGAAGAAAUCAAUAGUAGCUCCAUUGGUGAAGAGGUUGAAGCCGAUACAACAACCACCCGUCGUUCGCUUUUCCACAAGAAGACGCCGAACACCACGGAAGCCACAAGCACAACAACCUCUGAAGAUAUCGACGUAAGCAGCUCCACCAGACGUAGUCUCUUCCGCACUAGGAGCACCACAGAGGGCACCAGCAGCACCAUAACAACAACCACCGAAGGAGCUAAGGAGGCUGAAGACGAGAGUGAGUCAACAACUGCUUUGCCACGACGACGUGUUAUAGUCAGAGGCAGUUUUAGGCCACGCAAAGAGGGAGAUCUCUCGUCUCUUCUGGCGGCAGAUGGCAACAAAAGAGCCAGGAAAAACCAGAGCACCACGAGCACAGAAACACCUGAUGCUCCAUCGGCUGCUACCAAGGAAGAGGAAACCGAGCAACAAGAACCGCAAAGUGUGGAGAAGUUGAGCACGGGUCGAACUUCGCUGAAUGCCGUUCGCAACCGCACCACCACAAAAACCGAGAGCCUGGGCAAUGGAAUCACUCGCACUCGCACCACCUAUGUGCGCACUCUGGACGCCGGGCAAAAGGUUGUGAAGCGCAUCCACACCAAAACGGUGGAGGAGAAGCCCGCUGAGUAUGAGUACGUUGUCGAUGAAGUGACCCACCCACCACCGCCCAGCACCACACCGCGUACAGUGACCCGCAAUCGUGGAUCCGUGCGCUUCGAGAGCAACGAUCUUUCUUCCCUGCUGGCCCUGGACUUUGCCUCGCGCAGCAACCGCAAGAAGCAGGCCCAGACAGAGGCGACGGUGACCAAGACGAGAAGACGCCUGCUUAAGAAGCCCAAGGAGACCAUCGAACACGAAGAGGUUGAGGAGUUCGAGUACGAAGCGGGUCAGGAUGGCAACGAAGUGGAAGAGACACCACGUGUGAGCACCACAGCCCGGCCAAUAAUCCGAAGGACCAGGCCGACUAGAGGUAGUACGACAACAACCACCGAACAACCAAACGAAAUCGAGGCCAGCACUCGCAGGGCAAGCUUCGCCUUUAAGCGACCCUCGAAGGCCAGCACAACCACUGAAGAACCAACUACUACCUCUUCAGAAGGCACCACCAGAAGAGUUCUCAACGUUAGAAGACCCUUGAGAACAACAACCACUGCGGCUCCCGUGGAAGAUGAGUCCACGGAGGAAGCCACAUCUGCUCCUGUAGAAACCACCACUAGAAGAGUUCUUGCUUUCAGAAGACCCGUAAGCACAACAACCACAGCGGCUCCAAUUGAAGAUGAGUCUACAGAAGAAGCCACCGCUGCUCCUGUAGAAGCCACCACCAGAAGAGUUCUUGCUUUUAAAAGACCCGUAAGCACAACAACAACCACCACAUCAGCUCCCGUUGAAGAUGAGUCUACAGAAGAUCAGUUGGCGGCGGCGAAGAAACAGUUUGUAAAUCGCUUGAAGACCAGCACCACUACGACAACAACAACCACCACCACAGAAGCAAGCACAACUGCAGCCACCGAAGAAGAUUUGAGCGAUCUCAAAGUACAGCUGAGCAAUGCCAUAAAUCGUUUGCAGACAGAGAAUAAACUAGAAGCCCAGACCAUCAACAAGGGAAGUGAAACGUCCGAGGGUGAUGGCGAUGAUAAGCUUUCCUUGCCGAUUUACCACAGAAGAAAGUACUAUCAGUAUGUGAAGGAUUCGCCGAUCACCUACAUAGACAAGUCGCCCGCACCGCCAGAUAUUGAAAGUGUGACUGUGAACAUUAAGCAGCAAAUCCACGAUGUGUUCAAUGUGAGCGAAAAUGAGUCACCGAGCAAUUCUCUAGGCGAUGAGGGCGAAGAGAGCGACGGCCAUCGCCAGGCGAUGGAGCAGGCCAAGGAAAUCAAUGCCGAACUCGGUCAUUUUUUAUUGAAAACCCCCGGGUCAAAAGUGAAGUCCCAGCGACAGGGAAAGACAUUCAAGACAAUACCACUAGCAACAGACUCGAGCAACGAGACCUCCAAAAUUGUGAGCUAUUCCCUUCUAGAAGAAAGGGAACGAAGCGAAGAUGAAGCCAGGGCUUUACGCACCUACACCAGACUAAACCGCACCCGCUUGACCCUGUCUACCAGAUUGCAGGAGAAGACCCAAAAUGAACCACUAGAAACGACAACCAGAAGAAGCUACAGUGUUCCACAGCGCUUCCGUGUUCGCUCAACGACACCAAAAACAUUGGCAACGGAAAAUAGUGAGGAAGAUGAAGAAGAAAUUAAGGAGAAAUCCCAGGAAGAAUCGCUGGUAGCCAGUUCAACAACAGAAGUACCCACCAAUAGCUUCAAGAAAUUCCCCACCAGAAGAGUGUUCAGCCCCAGAAGACCCGUGAAUGCAGUAGAAAACUCUGAUUCUUCUGAUACACAAAACGACAACGAAGAAGAAUUAAAGGUGGAAUCAACGACAAGGCGCGCCUAUGCCGGUUUGAACCGAUUGAGAGGCAGGGGAAGUAGCACCACCACGACCACCGAGGAAGCCACUGAUUCAACCACCGAAUCAGCCACAACCAAUGAAGUCAGGAGCACAAGGCAACCUUAUGUGGGCAUUAGUCGUAGAGUUACGACUACGACAGCCGCAACUACAACAACCACUGAGAAGCCAGCGGAGAAUGAAAUUGAAAUUAGUGACCAUGAAGAAGAAGACGAAGAGUCAACCACUCUUAGUUCUCUAAACGUGGACGACAUUGAGGAAAAUAAGGUUGAGAUUAAGGAAACAGAAGAAGACGUCGAAAAUAAGGCCUCCGAAGAACCAGAAGACAGCACUGAAGAGCCCGAAUUGGAAGCCCAUAUAGACGAUGACAAUGAGAUCCCUCUAGAAGAAAGCGGACCUAGUACCGAAACCACAACGACAACAACAACCACUACAACCACCACUACACCGGUGAGCACCACCACCACUCGUCGUCAGUUGGUAAUUCGUCGCCGUUUUAAUGGCACCGUAAUAACAACAACCACAACCACCACGGCUGCCCCAGACGCUGAUGAAAAUCUACAGAAUGAGAUCGAUCAAAAUGAUACGGAGAGUUCAACACCAAAAGCGGCAACUACAACUCCACCAAGGCGGCAACUUUUGAUACGCCGACGCUUCAAUGCGACCAAAACAACAACGACAACCUCAAAUCCCAGUGCCGACAAUGAAAUAGAUCAGGGCGACUCAGCUACGGCAACAACAACCACCACCACCACACGGCGAACGAUUCUGUCACGUCGCCGUUUUAAUGCGACUUCCAUCUCAGCAACCACGACGGGAUCAACGAACGGCGACGAGAUUAGCACACGUCGUCCGUAUGCGGCCUUGAACCGCUCACGUAAUCGCUUCACAACACCGCGAACAACAACCACCGACGGUGGGGAAAAUGACGGCGAUGAUGAUGAUGAUGACGACGAUGAGGAGCAGGUGUCAGUGUCACCGCCACGUGCCGUCUUCCUUCAAACGAACCGCCAUCGAGCUCUGCAACGCACACCCGAGGAAGAAGAGGAAGAGGUGCCGGCACGUAAACCACCCAACUUUGCAGCUCGUCGCACCACCGGAGCACCACCGAGACUAAGCUCCAGCACAAGACGCAAUCUGGUGGCACUCAAUAGAAAUCUAUACCACCGAGCGGAGGGAUACGAUGAUCAGGAUGGGGAAGAGGAAGAACCGGAAGAACCCGAAGAGGAUGAUAAUGAAAAUGAAGAGGAGGAGGAGGAGGAAGAUGAACAACAACCAUCCGUAGAUCCCCAAAUCACAAGCACCACUGCACGUUCACGACUUGGUCAACUGCUUGCCAAUAGGCAAAGACAACCACUCAGGACAACAACCACCCAAAAACCGACAGAGACAAAAACUGACUUGGACAAUGAAGAAGAUAAUGAAGAAAACGAUGAUGAUAAUGAUGAUGAUAGCUCCGCUGAGGUAUCGAACAGUAACCACACACUUAACCACAACAACACUCGGGGGGGAGGCACCACCACUAACCCUAACAAUCUUACUAACCGUAGCACCGCACUGAAUGUAGCUAGUCAACGUAGUAACAGCACCGUAGCCAAUUAUAUUAAUCGAUUCAGGUCAAACAGUUACACAAACAACAGCAAAAACAAACCAGUCACAGUCACAGCUAAUCUUAAGCCAGAUAGUCCAGAUAACGGAGAUGAUAAUGAUAAUGUUAACGAUGAUGAUAACGAUGCUAGUCUAGAGAAUGUUGAGGGGGAGGAGAAGAGAACGAGUGGGGCUGGUUUGAAUGCCUUAGGUAAUGAUGUUAAUUCCACACGACGCUUUCAGAAUCGUUAUCAAUUGAGCCGCACCAGAGGCAGCACCACCAACACCACCCCAACAACACAACAACCCCCAACAACAACCACCACAGCCAGAAGACUGGCCUUUGGGGGCCGUCAGCGUGGCCAGGUAACUAAACUAACCCUAGUCGAUGAGCAGACUGAAGAACACAAAGAGGAAGAUGAUGAUGGAGAAGAAGAGGAGAAGGAGGCGGAAGAAGACUCCAGCACAACAACAACCACCACAACCACCAGCAGACCAACACCAAAGCGCAUACGUGUGCUGAAAUUCCGCAGACCCUUGAAUAGCAAUAGCAAUAGUACCACUGUAGAUAGCACCACUAAUAGCGCCACUGACACUAAUAACCCAGACACCACCACACCAACAACAACCACAUUGAGCCAAAGCAGCAACACCACCACCACCACAAACACCACUGGCAACAAGCGUUUCCGCAAAAUUGUCCGCAAACUGAGGCCUGUGGUGGACUCUUCGAGUACCGCGUCUAGUGUGGACAAUUCCGAGGAAACCACCCGUAAACCUUUCGUUCCCAGCCACACCAGAUUCACGGAUUUGCAGGACAACAACAACGAUCUGGUGAAUCUUCGCCAGCGGAUCAAGGAGCAGCAAUCACGGGGCGAGCCGCAGGAUGGUGUGAUCAGCAAUCGAUUCAAGACCCUCGGUCAAAAGGACGAUCAGGAUGUUUCGGAUUUGCAGAGGUUGCGCGACAAGGUGAAGGCCGAACAGGCGAGAGGAGAGGGUGAGCAGGGUGUGAUCAACGAUCGCCUGAAGAAGUUGCUGGCCGAAAAGGGCACAAGUACGAAUUCUCGCCAGAGAGAAGAAUCCUCGGCCACAGAAGACGAGUCUUCCGCGUCGGUUUCCUCGGCCAGACCCUUCUUCAAACGCAAACUGGUGGCCCGUCGACCCUAUACACCAACCUCGGGCAGUGGUGGCACCACCAAGGCACCACUCGCCUUCAGCACCACCCGACCCACCGCGAAGUUUGUGCGCAAGAAGAACGGCCGCUUCGAUCCCUUCAACUCGAGUGUUCGCAAUCGCGGCGAGGGCUUCGUGAGAAGCGAUCCCCGUGGCUCCAGAUUGCCGGGAGCCGAUCGCUUCAAGAGUCAGUCGGAAGACGGUGAGGAGGUGGAAGAAAGGCAUGUGCAGAAUCAGUUUGCCACCACCUUGCGACGACCUUUUGUGCCGAAGACGCGAUCGGAGGUGACUAAACCACAGCAGGUUGGAGAUGAAGAGGGCAGUGAGGAAGAAGACGACGAGGAAGAGGAGGAGGAUUCCGAGGAAGAGGGCGGCGACGAAGAGGAGGAUGAGGAAGAAGAUGAGGCGGCUGAGAAGAAUCAGCCGGAAGAGGAGGAGAAAAAGUCCCAGAACAACCCGUACAAGCCCAAGGAUAACCGCGUGCUGCCGGGCAGUCGACCCACCUUUGGAGCCACCGGAAGUGGACCCACUGGCUCCGCAGGCAACGUGCCCUUCAAUCCCCGCCAGCGUCCAUCAUCUUCAAGCAGCAUUGCACCACCGGCCAACCGCUUUGGCACCACCAAGCGACCACGCGUCGUCAACCGACCACCCGGAGUGGCCUCACCUAACUUGACCUUGAAACCGGUGGCCAGUGAUUACGAGCGCACCACACCGCUGACCCUUUUGAAGCCGGCACCCUUUAUACCCAGCAAUAAUAGGAGCUACGAGCGAAAAUACACGGGUCCCUCCACAGAGGCCUCUGAGACGGCCAGCGAGAAUUCGCUGAUCGAAGAGCUGAAUAUCGAUGCGCUGAAUGCGAGGAACAAGAAGAUCUUCGACAAGCACAGCAAGAAGCAUCCGGCACUGAAGCCCAAGGUGGUGAAGGUUGAGGAGGUGGAAACCGGAACGGAGGCGGUGGCGGUGGAGGAGGAAACCACCGAGGAGCAGCAGCAGGAACAGGGCUUUGUGACCACCACACCCAGUACACCACUAGCACCACCACCACCCAGCACACAGUCAGACACACCAGCCACCACCACCACAGACACCACGCCACCAGAAACAGAAACUGAAACUGAAACAGAAACUGAAAUAGAAACUGUAACCGAAACUGAAACAGCGACCAAUGCUAAUGAAGCCACUUCCAUCAAUUCACAGGAUCAAUCGAGCAGCAGCAACAGCAGCAGCACCACUCAGGCACCACCGCCUGCCACCACCCUGCUGCAUGUGUUCACCCUGCUCGAGGGUGAGGGUGAGUCCGAGAAUGAGGGUGAAACCACCACCACGACGAGAAGGCCGACGCAGAAGGCCCGUCUUCAUCCCACUGUGCAAACGGAGGUGGUGCCCAAGCACAAGUUGAUCGAGAUCAAUCGCAUUGUCGAGAUCAAUUCGAAGCAGGCCAAGGCUGCUCAGCGGAAAUCGAAGGCUAAUCAGGACUUUGGAACGCUGCGCGUGGAAUCGCUGCCCCAUGUGGAGCAGCUGGGCGAGAUCAGUGUGGUGAAGUACGUCCAUCUGGUGGAUGGAAGUGAUAUUCAAAUCAAUGAUGGCCACAGCACAGUGGCUGAUUAUACGCCCACGGAGCCCAACUUCUCAGCUUCGUCGGCACCUGUGAGGAAUUCCCUGCCAGAAACGGAAACAACCGAUACCGAAACCGAUCGUAGUGGCAAAUCCUUGGUUCCAGAAGUGCUGACCGGCGCCCUGGAGACCUCGACCAUCUCGCUGGAGGGACUAUUCGAUUCCGCCAGGAAGGGCAAGCAACUGAGCAGCAAUAGCAUUAUCAGUGAAACAGAAGAGAGCACCACCAUUAGCAGCAGCAGUGCUGCGGCCACCGAAACCACCGGGGAGACAACCACACCGGCACCCACUUACCUGCGUCAACCGACGACUGGCAGCGUUUCGCGGCGACCGGUGUUGAGUGUCCGCCGGCGGAUUAUCAACUCACCGACGUCGGCGGCGGUUGAGGCCACCACCACGCAGCAGCCAGCAGAACCGCCAACGACCUCCAAAUACAACCGACUGCGCAGCAGACCCUCGGCAGCAGCAGCAACUACGACAGCAGCAGCAGCAACCACAACCUUCCCAGCAGCAACAUCUGUUGCUGGCGGCAGAACCAGCAGCAACAUCUACCUGAACAAGCUGAAAGCUAAGAGCGGAGCAGCUGCGGCAGCAUCCGGCGAGGCAGCAACACUGACGCCAGCAACUAGCAACAUCAGCAGCAGCAGCAGCAACAUCGCCAGCAAUGACAUCACACAAAAGCAACAGCAACACAAGUUCCAGCCCGCCAGCUUCGCGCUGCGCCGCCAAUUUCAAACGCGUCGACUGACAACCUUCGCACCGGCGGCCAACGGCGAUGAGAGUGCCACCGAUGUGCCGCGAACGCAGAACCCGCUCUUCAAGCGUCGCCUCACCCUGAUAUCCACCACACCGCCAUCCGCUCGCACCACCAACCCACCAAACUCGGCCCUGGAAACCACCACCACGCUGUAUCUGAACGACGACGACGAGGAUCAGGUGGCCAAGUCGAGCAUUCACACCAGCCGCUUCAACCAGAUCCCGGAGCAAGUGCGUCCGCGCGAGGAAUUCGAACUGCCAUUGCCGGCGCAGCCACUGAAGAGCCCCAGCUCCACGGCCAGCACCACCGCCAAUGCACCACUGCCAGUGAUUAGCCAGGGAAUAAGACGCCAGUUGAUACCGCGCCCCCGUCGACCGCAGUCGACCACGGCCACGCCCCUGACCACGCCCACGCUGGGCUCAUCCCAGGGGUCGACCACGCCGGCCGGACACUCGGCUCCACCGCUCUCCCGUCGCCAGCAGAGUCGUCGUCGUCCGCACAAGUACAUCGAGGUCUACAGCCGCCCGCCGGCCAAAAGUGCCGUGCUCACGGCCACCGCGAGCAGUCAGCUGGCGGCGGAGGACGGGGGCUACCAGGUGGCCCAGAGGCGGCGCAGCGGAAGCAUCGCACCGGCCAAGAGUGGCCAGGACACCAAGGUCAUUGUCCACGGGCGGGGAAUCAUCGAGUGCCGGGCGCAGGGCAACUUUCCGCACCCGCUGAACUGCAGGAAGUUCAUAUCGUGCGCCAGGUUCGAGGAGACCGGCGGCAUCGUCGGCUGGGAGUACACCUGUCCCAAGGGACUCACCUACGACGGCGUCGGCGGGAUGUGCACCUGGUCGCCCUCGGAUCAGCCCUGCCGGGACUAGACUGAUAUAAAAAAAAUAACAAAAAAACCACUGCCCCUAAAUAAGCCUAGAAAAGCCCUAAAAAACCCUUAAUCAUUUACCCAAAUCAUAUACCCUAAAUCAUAUUCGAUUGAAAAAGAGGAAAAUCAAAUUUUAAACCCAUUUGUACAUGUUUUUUCCCAAUUUGUGAUUUGUUCUGAAGCAGCCGAGAUUGAAAACGAGAGAAGCGAGAGGAGAAGGAAGAAAGUGGAAAUUCUACGUUAAUUAUUCUUAUUUAAGCUUAGUGAUAUCUCAACCCAAUUUUUUUUGCGCCUGCCAACUCAGUAGUAAGCAAGAAAUAUUGUCUGUAGUUCACCAUCCCAUAUAUAUAUAGCGCCAUAUAUAUGUGGUUGUGCGUGUG